Messenger RNA from Lindgomyces ingoldianus, 1101 nucleotides. RefSeq lists its product as uncharacterized. The record is from RefSeq and is a predicted model, not a curated record. The transcript is spliced from 9 exons. Bases 1 to 1101 code for a protein of 366 amino acids. Lineage: Eukaryota; Fungi; Ascomycota; Dothideomycetes; Pleosporales; Lindgomycetaceae.
AUGGGGAGAGACCAAGGGAGGACGAGCUCGGGGCUUAUUGCUUCACGACGCCAGACUGGCGAUGACGAGCAAUUGUACCGCGAAACACCGCGAAAUGGUCCAGAUGCGGCAGGUGGAAGGUGGCGGAUGGCAGCGGGCAAAGCUGUGGACUCUGAGCAUCCAAAAGUGCUUGCAGAAAGGCUUCUAAAGAGAGAAGGAGAGAAAGAGGGAGGAGGAAGGAACGGGGUAUGGAUGCACGGCGGCCAGAGAACAAGGUACAGCGGGUAUAUGAAGUAUUUCACAAGAGCAGAAGGCAGCUCGCUGCGGGCACCCUCAUCCCGAGCUGUUGAGCUGAGGCCGGGCUUGAUCGUCGCCAACGGUGCCGAACCAGGCAAGGGCCUGCGUCACACCGAACACUUCCAUGCGCCUAACCACACCAGGAACGCUCCCAUCGGAACCCGAAUGGAGCUUGCGGCUGUGAUAGGAACCGUCCAGCGCGACUUCCAUCAACACUAUCCAACCUCACACCCUUCCUGCGCCCGCAGGCCUGGGGUGCAACUCGCCGCUUGCGAGGCCAAAAGCAGAGUCGCUUGGCAUCUCGCCAACCCAAUGACGCUGUCAAUUCAACGCUGCAAUCCUGCUAGCGGACAAGAGAUAUCUUCUUGCUCAACAGACACGUUCCGCUCCCAAACCAUCCACAUAAGCUUAUUAUUUCAUGCCCAAGUUGAACAUCGGGUCUCCGCUCGCAAGCUUCGGAGUCCGUCCGCACUCCUCCCCCCGCCCCCCCAACUCCCUUUCCUGCCCAGCCUCGAGCCUCCCAGUCAAUCGAGUCUAUUGGACAAGAUGUGCUUCGUCGCUACCCGCACACCUUCCGUCUACCCAGGUACCAACAUACAUGAUUCCGAUUUCCAGGGUCGCGGUCCGAGCCUACCGCCGAUGUGCUUGACGUGCGAAAUGAUGAAAGAAUCGUACCAUGUUUCAUGUGCAACACCAAAGCCUCAUGCUUCCGACCUCUGUUCAGCUCCCAAAAUAGCUAGCCUCCUGAACCUCAACUCGAUUCUGCAUCGCCUCCUACCGAGGCAUCAAGCUAAAUCCUCGUUUCACUCAAACAAUUCAGUGUGA